Molecule: messenger RNA, 1550 nt
Organism: Hevea brasiliensis (rubber tree)
Lineage: Eukaryota; Viridiplantae; Streptophyta; Magnoliopsida; Malpighiales; Euphorbiaceae
Product: plant cysteine oxidase 2
Exons: 5
Coding region: 613-1467 (284 amino acids)
Molecular function (GO): oxidoreductase activity, acting on single donors with incorporation of molecular oxygen, incorporation of two atoms of oxygen
Source: RefSeq, a predicted model, not a curated record
UAAAAUAAAAUAAAAAAGAAAAGAGAGAAGCUAUUUCUUCUCUGUUCCUUUUAGAGGUUGUUUUCUUAGUUUCAAACCCAAAGCUAUUCCUGUCAAUUGGCCCCUGGUUUUGCCAUUUCUUAUAUAAUGUACAAUACCGUGUACCGUUUCAUCUGCACUUUCCACUUCCACCUCUUGCAAAUUUCACUUCUUCUGCACCUCCUUAUCUUCUUAUCACCACUUCUUCUUCUUUUACAAGUACCCAUCACCAGUUUCCAACCUUGUCAAUCUGUUUCAGGCCCAAAAUUUAAACCUUUACUGUAUAUUUUUAGUCCCUUUUUCUUAUUUUCAAAGGUUUUUGGUGGUGUUUGUUGGGUUUUCGUUAAUUUCCUGAAUCUAAGGUUAAAACCCUCCUCAUAUCUAAAUCCAUAGCAUUUUUUCUAACGAAACCUGCAAUUUUUUUUUUCUUGGUGGGUUUAUUUUCUUUUUAAAGUAUAGAGUGAUUUGAAUCUUACCCAGUUUUGAAGGCUUUUUUUUUUUUUUUUGGUCUGCAAGAAGUUCAUCUUCAAACACAGAUUAUUUUAUUUUAUUUUUUCGGUGAAAGAUCCACAGGUAUAUUUCGGUGUUAUAUCGAUGACAAUUGAAGCUGUGGUUGAUCCAAGAAGAGACCCAGUGCCAGUCGGCCAGCACGUACAUAAGGUUGGAUAUGCCAACCGGCUUAUGAAGAAGAAAAGGUGUAAAAGAAGAAUUAAUAAGCGGUCUGAAGCAAAAGUUCCCAUGGCAUUGCAGGAGCUGUAUAUGUCAUGCAGAGAAGUGUUUAAAGGCCCUGGAACUGUUCCCUUGCCUGAUGAUGUGGAGAGAUUAUGCCAUAUACUUGACAAUAUGAAGCCAGAAGAUGUUGGGCUAAGUAGCGAGCUGCCGUUUUUUAAGACUAAAAAUGCUGUGAAUGGGACUCAAAGGGUCACUACCACAACCAUAUACAAGUGCGAUGAAUUUUCGUUGUGCCUUUUCUUUCUUCCUGCAACUGCUGUCAUCCCCCUCCAUAACCAUCCAGGGAUGACUGUUUUUAGCAAGCUUCUACUGGGGACAAUGCACAUCAAAUCAUAUGAUUGGGUCAGCCCUCCCAGUGCAGAGGAGCCUGUACAGCCUUCUCAUGUGAGAUUGGCAAGACUGGUAAUGGACAGUGACUUUACAGCUCCUUGCAACACGUCUGUGUUAUAUCCGACAACAGGAGGCAAUAUCCAUCAAUUCACUGCCAGUACACCAUGCGCAGUUCUUGAUGUGCUCGGACCUCCCUAUGCUAAAGAAGAUGGGAGGGACUGUUCAUACUACAAAGAUUUUCCUUAUGAUGCCUUUUCAGAUGGAGAAAAGGAGUUGACAGAAGAGGGGGGCUGUGUUGGAUGGCUGGAAGAGAUUGAGACGCCAGAGAAUUCAGAGAUGGAUUGGAUAGAGUACUUAGGUCCACAAAUUGUAGAGUAUAGGGAGUAAAGAUUAGUUGGUAGCUGUUUGGUUGUCACCAUUAAAGAAAGUUUCUUUCUUUAUUUCCCACAGAUAUUAUGAAUUUUCAAUAA